Molecule: messenger RNA, 9213 nt
Organism: Eublepharis macularius
Lineage: Eukaryota; Metazoa; Chordata; Lepidosauria; Squamata; Eublepharidae
Gene: DLC1
Product: DLC1 Rho GTPase activating protein
Exons: 17
Coding region: 1-4629 (1542 amino acids)
Biological process (GO): regulation of Rho protein signal transduction; signal transduction; actin cytoskeleton organization
Cellular component (GO): membrane raft; focal adhesion
Molecular function (GO): lipid binding; protein binding; GTPase activator activity
Source: RefSeq, a predicted model, not a curated record
AUGUCUCUAGCAAUCAGAAAAAGAAGCUGGGAAGAGCAUGUGACCCAAUGGAUGGGCUUGCCUUUUGAUUCGAUCGAUUCUAAUAUAUUAUGCAGGCAUGGCCUAGUUGCUGACAACUUGCAGGCCAGUAUGGAAAAUGACGGCGUUCGGAGAGGUGGCCAGAAAGAAACGAGCGCUUCCUUGCCAGAUUGCUGUCACAGUGGAGAACUGGUAGGUUUCCCCCUGAAACUGCUGGGUAGUGUUUUCAAAGAGGUGGAUGAAAAUGACAAUCAUCAAGAGAAAGAAGAGUUUCUCUCAUUGAAAGACAGCACGGAAACUUUGGUCAACACUUCUGUUGAGGAUGAUGAUGAUGAUAGUAGUGAUGAAACUGAGCUCAGUCUGGAGAAAACCAACCUCCAUGUUGCUCAGGUUGGAGAGAAAUUAUCAGAUGAACGGAAUGACCUGGGAAGAGCAGAGCCCUUCAGGAAGAUUGAACCAAGGGUGGAAGAAGAGGAGGGAUCUACACAAACUUGUGUGCUAGCAGGGAAAGUGAAUGAACCUCAGUAUGAUGCAGUUCCCAAACUGGUGAAUGUUGAGGACAAUCUUUGUGACAGAAGGAAAGAAAGCUUGGAACUUUAUCGUGACAACAGCUGUGGUGAAAAUGGUUGGAAAGAAAACUUAUGUCAGUUUCAGGACACAAUUGUGUCUGAGAAAAAGAUAGGCCAUACUGCAGUAGGUGUGCAACGAUACAGAAAAUUGGAGACUUCUAAUGAUAUAUGUGAAAAAACUCUCUGCAGUCCAGCAAAUGAUCGGCUUUUUCCUGGCCAACGUCACGACAAAUACGGUCAGGAAGCCUUUGCUGCAGACUCCAAUGACUAUCUUUCCCCAUUGCUAGACUCUCGUUUGUUAUCAGGAGACAAUGACCUGGAUGGAUUUGCAGAUUCUCAAGACACACUUAUCACAAGUGUGCACUCAGUGGAAGGUGGAACCUAUUUAAAGAACAGCCUAGCCCUGCACGAGGCUACAGAGAGUCAAGUCAUACUGCGCAAAAGAAAGGAAGCAAGAGAAGGUCGAGAUCAGUCACGACUGGACUCUAUGGUGCUGCUCAUUCUGAAAUUGGAUCAACUGGAUCAGGAUAUUGAGAAUGCUCUCAGUUCCAGGUCUUCACCGUCCAGCACGCCGACCCACACACGGAGGCAAAUCCAUGAUUUGGAAUCACAUCUUGAAAGUGGAGUGGAUGCGGCCCCAGUGAGCCAGCUGCAAACCAACAUGGCCCUGCCGCCGCCUCCUCAUUCCUACAGUGCUGAUCAUCACACACUUCCCAUUCCAAUGGCCGGGUCUGGUGCUAAACCAAAGGCUGGGGCUAUGCCAGUUAUUACAGAAAAGGAGAAGGCUGAAAUAGAGGCCAAGGAAGCAUGUGAUUGGCUGCGGGCAGCAGGGUUCCCACAAUAUGCUCAGCUCUAUGAGGAUCUUAUAUUUCCCAUUGACGUUACUUCCGUCAAGAGAGAGCAUGACUUUUUGGACAGAGACGCAAUUGAAGCCUUGUGCAGGCGUUUAAAUACUUUAAACAAGUGUGCAGCGAUGAAGCUAGAAAUCAGUCCACACAGGAAACGGAGUGAAGAUUCCGAUGAGGACGAGCCUUGUGCCAUCAGCGGUAAAUGGACGUUCCAGAGGGACAGCAAGAGGUGGUCCAGGCUAGAGGAGUUCGACGUGUUCCCUCCUAAGCUGGAUCCAGACACCCCAUCCCCAGAUGAGGCUCGCCUUAGCAGUGCAGCCAGCCACGAAAGCGUGCUGACAGACCUCGGGGAGCACCACGAAAUCGCUUCUGUCCACAGCAUCAGCAGCAACAGCAGCCAUCCCACCACCUCCCAGAGCGAUGCUGCUACCACCAGAACCAAUUCAGUUAUUAGCCUUGGCUCAGCAGGCCACCUCGUGGCCAAUGAAGACUCCUACAGUAGUUUGCCUUCUUCCAGAGAGCUGUCCAGUUUCAACUUCAGCAUGAAAGCAACCGAGAAGAACACCAAGUCGAAAACGAGAAGCUUGUUAAAGAGGAUGGAGAGCCUAAAAAUCAAAAGCUCCCAUCAUGGUAAAAACAAAGCCCCUUCCAAACUCGGCCUCAUCAUCAGUGGACCCAUCUUGCAAGAAGGCAUGGACGAAGAGAAGCUGAAGCAGCUGAAUUGCGUGGAGAUCUCCACUCUCAACGGCAACCACAUCAGUGUCCCUAUGGUACGGAAAAGGAGCAUCUCCAAUUCCACCCAGACUAGCAGCAGCAGCAGCCAAUCGGAGACGAGCAGCGCAGUCAGCACUCCGAGCCCCAUCACAAGGACACGUAGUCUCAGUGCGUAUAACAAAAGGGUGGGAAUGUACCUAGAAGGCUUUGACCCAUUCAACCAAUCGACCUUCAAUGAUGUCAUAGAGCAGAAUUUUAAAAACAGGAAGAGCUUUGCAGAUGAUACUGUGUUUUUCAUUCCUGAGGACCACAAGCCAGGAACUUUCCCCAAAGCCCUCUCCAAUGGCAACUUUUGUCCAUCAGAGAGCAGCACCUCUGUCAACUGGAGAACAGGAAGCUUUCAUGGGCAUGGCCAUCUUGCCGUCAGGAGAGAGAACAGUUCCGACAGCUCCAAAGAUCUGAGUGCUGGGAAAAGGCGCAAUUCCUCCAGCUCGGUGUGCAGUCGCCUCAGCAUUUACGAUAACGUGCCAGGUUCCAUCCUGUAUUCCAGCGCGGGCGACUUGGCUGACCUUGAGAAUGAAGACCUUUUCCCUGAGCUGGAUGAUCUUCUUUAUCAUGUCAAAGGCAUGCAGAAAAUAGUGAACCAGUGGUCAGAGAAGUUUUCCGACGAAGGGGACUCCGAUUCAGCUCUUGAUUCGGUUUCCCCAUGCCCUUUAUCUCCCAAACAGAUACUCCUUGACAUGGACAAUAACAGAACAAUACCCAGUGAUUUUGACAGCACGGGAAAUUCACUGAACGAUACAGAAGACUCCACAGGAAUUCAGGAAAGAAGAGAUUCUGGGGUGGGGGCAUCAUUGACACGCUCAAACAGGCACCGAAUGAGAUGGCACAGCUUCCAAACUUCUCACCGGCCCAGCUUGAGCUCAGCAUCUUUACAGAUCAACUGUCAGUCCGUGGCACAGAUGAACCUGCUGCAAAAAUAUUCCCUCCUGAAGUUAACAGCCCUCUUGGAGAAAUACACACCUUCCAAUAAACAUGGCUUCAGCUGGGCUGUGCCAAAGUUUAUGAAAAGAAUAAAGGUCCCUGAUUAUAAAGACCGAAAUGUAUUUGGAGUUCCGCUAACAGUUAAUGUCCAGCGAACCGGUCAGCCACUUCCACACAGUAUUCAGCAAGCCAUGCGGUACCUUCGCAGCCAGUGCCUGGAUCAGGUUGGGCUUUUCCGAAAAUCAGGAGUCAAGUCGAGAAUCCAGGCUUUGCGACAGAUGAAUGAGAAUUCAGUGGGCAAAGUCAACUAUGAAGGCCAGUCAGCUUAUGAUGUGGCGGACAUGCUGAAGCAGUUUUUCCGUGACCUGCCAGAACCGCUCCUGACCAACAAACUUUCGGAGACAUUCUUACAGAUCUACCAGUAUGUGCCGAAGGACCAGCGUCUCCAGGCAAUCAAGGCAGCCAUUAUGCUUCUCCCAGAUGAGAACAGGGAGGUUCUACAGAUUCUCCUUUAUUUCUUGAGUGAUGUCACGGCUGCUGUGAAGGAAAACCAGAUGACGCCAACGAAUCUGGCUGUAUGCUUAGCACCUUCUCUUUUCCACUUAAACACCCUCAAGAGGGAAAAUUCUUCUCCAAGGCAAGUCUCCAGGGUGAUGCAGAGGAAACAGAGUCUGGGAAAACCUGAUCAAAAAGAUUUAAAUGAGAAUUUGGCUGCAACGCAAGGCCUGGGCCACAUGAUUGCAGAGUGUAAGAAACUCUUUCAGAUUCCUGAAGAAAUGAGUAAAUGUCGGAAUUCUUACACGGAACAAGAUCUUAGGCCAUUGACCUUGGAAGAACUCGGACGAAAUAGCAACUCUGAGCCUGCCGACUACCGUUCUUAUAUCCAGGAUUGUAUGGAUGAUUUGCUCAAAGAAAUUAAAGACAAAUUUAAAGGCUGGGUCAGCUGUUCCACCUCAGAGCAAGCAGAGCUUGCCUACAAGAAGGUAUGUGAGGGUCCACCUCUCCGUCUGUGGAAGUCUGCAAUUGAAAUCCCUGCCGUUCCCGAAGACGUCUUAAACCAUAUACUUAAAGAACAGCACCUUUGGGAUGACGAUCUUCUGGAUGCCAAAGUGAUCGAGACAUUGGACAGCCAGACGGAUAUAUACCAAUAUGUACAGAACAGCAUGGUGCCACAUCCCGCCAGAGACUAUGUAGUCUUAAGGACUUGGAGAACAAACUUACCUAAGGGAGCUUGCGCUCUUCUGUGCUCCUCUGUGGAACAUGACCGUGCUCCAGUUCUUGGCGUGCGAGUAAAUGUUCUCCUGUCCCGGUAUCUCAUUGAACCAUGCAGUUCAGGAAAAUCCAAAGUUACCUACAUGUGUAGAAUUGAUUUAAGGGGGCAUAAGCCUGACUGGUAUGCAAAAGCUUUCGGACAUUUAUGUGCAGCAGAAGUUGUUAAGAUCAGAGAUUCUUUCACUAAGCAGAACGUUGAGAAUAAGGAAGCGAAAUCCAGGUGACUACUGAAGCAGACCAACUCUGCAUUCAACCCGCCACAGUCGGUGUGCAUCAGUGCGCCCAGGAGCUCCUGAUUGUUUGCUGCAGAACGGAUCCUGGUGUGGUCUGAAGUUCUCAUGUGAACCAAGAGUAUCUGGAAUUGGUCUGAUAUUCUCACUCAAAAUGCUGGGGCAAUACCAUGAAUUUUAAAGCUGCUUCUUCCUGUUGUUGUUAGGCCUAUCGUAUAGGCCUUGACUGGAAUAUAUUGGACAUUACACAAAAAGAAUUUUUAAAGUAUAUUAUUCUAUGUAUGAAUUGCUUCUGAGAAGCAACAUUCGAAGAAAUGUAUUCUGGAAUACAGUGGGAAAUGAUUUUCCCUUUGCAUAUGUAUCUGUGUGCUGUUUGUUGAGGGACUGUUGCAGCCACUGGAUGUGUUGGUACUCUUCACUGUCGUCCUCUCUAAAGUAAGUGAAGGAAGGUUUGCACAGAGACAAAGGUGUUGAACGGCUGUCUGAAUUUUGGACAGCCUUGGAUACAGGUUUAGUAGAAGCACAGUGUCUGGUACACUCAAAGGCAAUUAGGAAGAGUCUUCAUGUUGUGAGGAAAGAGUUCAGCCUGGGAUUUUUGCCUGCCCAGCAGACCUUCAGAAGCUUGUCUUGUGUGUCACGCAUAAAUAAAUGGGGCAGGACUAAGGAAGGCAAAACAUGAUGCCCAAUGAAGAAUUUAUGGGAGAGGUUAAAAACGUCCAAUGCGCUUCAGUAUGUCUCUUUCAAGGGCAGUGGCUCUGUAUCUUCUCCUGUUUGAAAGAAGUGUUCUCCACAUCUUGACAUGGAGGCAAAUAAGCCUUUUCCCCUGGAGUGUAUGCUUAACAGCCUCAUGUACCUCUAUGAAAUGAAUUUGCCACAGUCACAUUUUAAACAUCAAGGUGACCAUUUAAAAAACAAUACAUGCAUUGGCGCUUAGAGUUCUAGCUCUCAAUAUGCUCUAUAUUGGGAAAAGAUGCUAGUAGAAACAUAUUCACUGUGUUUAAUUCAACUCUCUUUUUCCAUGUAUGUAUAUACCCAUCAUUUUAUCCAUACGCUCCUGCUAAGAAACAGGCCAGAUUCGUAACUGACCUUGUUUGUUUGGAUCUCAUAGGAAAGAAGAGAAAGCUUAAAGGCACAAUAGUAGAGCUGACGUUGCUUUCAGCAGCUUAAAGAAAAAUAGCACUGGAAAAAAUAGUAUAACUGGAGCAUAAAACAUUCUAAAGUCAUCCAGUGUAAUAGAUACUGUGUUAGGAGUUUGAAGGUGUUCAUAUCAUCUGCUCUCACACAACCGUAUUAACCUCAUUUAGCCAAAUGCUUGGGGCGGGGGGGAUUUCCCAAAUCCUGAGCUUUGUUGAAGGUUGGAUAAGCGAAAUGAUUGUUGCUGUUAGAUUACUUGAGGCAAAUUGAAGGACUGCAGGUCAGGAGCAUGGCAGAUGGGGCAGUACGUUGCACAGACCAGUGGCUUUCAGAGGAAAACCCAGACCUGUUAACUCCAUCACCACGAGCAUUCGGAUGGCCAUAGCCAGUGACAUCUGGGUAGGGGCUUGCAGAAUCAAUGUGUUUCUGAAAGUAGUACACUCACUGUUUCAGGUGUUGCCAGAAAAACCUCUCACUCUUUUGCGGGGAGGAGUAUCACGUUGUCAAAUAUGACAUACGCAAGAGAGAAUCAAGAAAGCUUCUUUGUAAAAAAAAAAAAAAAAAGUUUGGGUGCAAGAAGGUAAAAACAGAGUGGCAAGAGAGGGCAGAGGGGGUCCUUUUGUGAUGGACUUCCCCAGUGUUUCAGACCCCACAGGAUUAUGCUUCAGGUGCACCUCCAUCUCUAGGUAUGAGAUAGCCAUAACAGAUGCUGUUCAAUUCUACUGCUGUUCUGUCAUUCAGUGUUGAAGUAUAUCCAGUUGGAUUCAGGCUAUAUUUUCCUAUUUAUUUUAUUUAUCUUAUUUUGUGAUGUUUAUAGUCUGCCUUUCUCACUGAAGACUCAAGGUGGGAUACAGGAUGGUGGUGGUAGAGAGAGCCCUCAAGUCAGAGUUGAUAUAUGGCGACUCCUGGUGGGAUUUUCGUGGCAAGAGACUAACAGGUGGUUUGCCAUUGAAUGUCUCUGCAGCCCAGGUCUUCGUUGGAGGUCUCCCAUCCCAUUACUAACCAAGGCCAGCCCUACUUAGCUUCUGAGAUCUGACAAGAUUAGGCUCACCUGGACUAUCCAGGGCAGGGAUACAGGAUAAAAUCAACCCCCAAAAAUCAACAGUGUAGACAAACAGCGUAAGACAACCCAAAGAAAACUGCAAUAGGACUACAGUUACAGAACUAGGGAACACUGCAAACAACUUACAAUAAUCAUUGUCAUGGAUUACAUCUUACUUUAUUAUAAUAAUGGUGCCCUUCUGGGCAGAAUGGAACUCCACCUCCCCUCUCUACAUCCCACCAGCCUCUACAAAAUGCUGUUUCUGGGAGAUGAGGGCUCCAGGAGAAAGUUACGAGGGAGGGCUGCAGAAGGAAGGAGGAAUCAGUGGAAAUGGCCAGUUUGGUCUGGAUCUAACUCAUAAUCUCCAAGAGCAGGUCUUUGACUCUUGCUGUGAAUCUUGCCCUGCCAACCCCCAGAAACUUGCAAUUGUGUCCUGUGUAAGGUUUGUGCUUUGGUAUAGAGAUGCACUAUUAGUAUAGAGAUGCACUGAACAAGUAUGAGUAAGGUAUGAAUGAAAAAUAUAAAAUGGAAGAUAGAUGGUUGGGUGGUGGUGGUUUAAAACAAAGGCUUUAAAGAGAGACCCAUCCUUAGAGUUGUCCUGUCCCAGGCUUUCUGACUUUUCAGUGUCUUUUAAAACUCCUUUCUGUGUCCCUACAACCAGGGACAACUGCUAAGCUGUGCAUUGGACCAAAGAUGGUGUGAAGUUGGCCUGUUCGUUCCAUCUUCCUUACUUGCAUUGAAGAAAAGGACCACACAGCUUAGAGGUUGCCUUACAACUUGGGCCCUUUCCUGGUUUCUCCAUCUCAAAGCAGUGACAUGGCUGGAAGCAGCCCUCGGUUACCAUUAUCAGUAUUAUUGCUUUUAAAGUUUUUGUGAUGAAGAAUUGUGAUGGUGCCAACAGGCUUGUAUUGUGCUUGUAGGCAUGGCCAGUGCCUGCAUCGUUACCCCGUGUAAUUUUGUCUUGUUUUUGUUUUGCCCUUCCCCUCAUUGUUCUUUGCACAUUUUGUAAUAACCACACACACAGGAAAAAAGUCAACACAGGAAAUAGUAGGGAGAAAAGAUGUGAUACGGCAAGCCUUGCAUUUGAUCCUUUUCAAGCAACAAACAGACGGGAACAAUGUUCUUCCCAGAAGUUGUGAAGAACAUUGCAGGGUGUCAGUGCAAGCUCUAAUGAAACUUUGACUCCUCUUUUGCAAACCUAAAGGUAUACAUGAUACAACCAAGGAUCAGGUGUGGACUAAUACCAACUCUUUUGGAUUAUGUUACGAGACUCCUCCUGGAGGGGAAAGUAGCUGUGUUAGAUUAUACAGUUGUGUCCCCACCCUCAGUGGUUGUGAGGCCAAACUACGCGUUCAGUUUUUAACAAGUUCGUUCCACAUUCUCUGCAGCUCCACAGCAGCUGCGGGGAAUGGCUUUUUGUAAAAAAUAAAGGAGAGUCCAAACAGGCUUGGAAUGAGACUGUGGGUGCAUUCCACCUUCAAGACAUUUUCCUGCACAGAAACAGCACUGAGGAGGAAUACAUACCCAUUUUUGCUGUUUUGAUAACAAGCAGAAGUCCUUCCUCUCCCUGCAGCUGUGUUCUGAGCCUGUUUGGGCUCUUUUAUUUUUUAAAACCAUUCGCCGUAGCUGCUUUGUAGAUGCAAGGAACCCAGACCCAACUCAUUAAAAACCCGGACGUGUAGUUUGGCCAGCUGAGUGUGUUUAGGAUCACAACAUUAGUAUUCCUCAUGAAUAGGGCAACCUUGUGCAUUCUUUGUAUACUGUCCUAAACAUUUAAAUGUGUGAAAAUAUAUGUUGUACAUACCGUUCUGUUGUAAACGUGUACACUUGCUUACAGUUAAUUGUCCAGUAUAGAUAAAGCAUGAACAUAAUUAUUUAAAUAUACUUGUAUUCAGGGCUUUUUUCCUGGGAAAAGAGGUGGUGGAACUCAGGACCGCACAAUGAUGUCACUUUGGGUCAGCUGGAACAAGGGGGGAGUUUUUUAAAGUUUAAAUCACCCUUGGCGAAAAUGGUCACAUGUCCGGUGGCCCAGCCCCCUGAUCUUCAGACAGAGGGGAGUUUAGAUUGCCCUCCGCGCUGUAGCGCAGCGGCACGGAAAGCAAUCUCAACUCCCCUCUGUCUGGAGAUCAGGGGGGCGGGGCCACCGGACAUGUGACCAUUUUCAAGAUGUGCCGGAACUCCGUUCCACCACGUUCCCGAUGAAAAAAAGCCCUGCUUGUAUUUAUACCUCAGAUAUUCUUUUGGGGGAGGGGAGGAUUUUGUACCUCAAGUUGUCUCCCCUUCGUCCACCCUCAUGUAAAUAACUUUUCCACAAUUAAGGUCUCAGUAAAAGAAGAAAAGGUUUAUAUCUUGCUGUUAUAUGUCUGUACAGUAUAUAAUCAAUAAAUGCACUAUUAAAUAUU